CCUUCCGCAUAACAUGAUGGCUGCAACCACCACCACCACCACCACAUUGUUCAAUCCACAGUUUCUUCACACGCAUAGUAGGAUUAACAUAUGGGCACUUAGAAGAAUUAGUUAUUUCAGAGGAAAUUUGAAGUCUGCAUUCCCUAUCCACAGAUCAGAAUUUCAUCAUCAGGCUCAGUACUUUUCACACAUAGCACCAUUAUGUGCAACCUUUAGGGAGCCAAAGGGGUUUGGACCAACUCCAAAGAAAAAGAAGAGCAAGAAGACGAAAAAGGAAUAUGUAGAAAAUGAAGAUGGCAAUGAAGAAGAGGAUGAAGAAGAAGAAGAAGAAGAAGCAGAUAGGGGAGUUAUUCCUGAAGUUGUGACCAAUAGGAUGAUGAGCAGAAUGGCAUUCUCUGUAGGGCUUCCACUAGGCAUUGGGCUUUUGUUUUUCCCAUUCUUUUACUAUCUCAAGGUUGGGUUGAAAAUUGAUGUACCCACUUGGGUGCCAUUCAUUGUGUCCUUCUUUUUCUUUGGGUGUGCUUUGUUGGGAGUGAGCUAUGGGAUUGUGUCCUCCAGUUGGGACCCAUUGAGGGAAGGUUCCUUCUGGGGCUGGAAUGAGGCCCAAAAGAAUUGGCCUGUUUUUUGGCAGUCCUUUAGAGGUGGAUCUAGGAAGAAUUAGCCCAUUCUUUUUCCAUUGAAUGUUUUUCUUUUCUUUGGUCCUCUUGUUUCACUGUAUAUUGUAUCUUGCCACCAUUUAGAGCUUGUUUGGUAUGGAUUAUAUAGAUAUCUCUAUAA
Messenger RNA from Cajanus cajan (pigeon pea), 777 nucleotides. It is a transcript of the gene PAM68, whose product is annotated as PAM68-like protein (DUF3464). The record is from RefSeq and is a predicted model, not a curated record. Lineage: Eukaryota; Viridiplantae; Streptophyta; Magnoliopsida; Fabales; Fabaceae.